Salvia hispanica is the source of this 1108-nucleotide messenger RNA. Its product is annotated as peroxisome biogenesis protein 19-2-like. Gene Ontology annotation, biological process: protein import into peroxisome membrane. The record is from RefSeq and is a predicted model, not a curated record. NCBI's taxonomy places the organism in Eukaryota, Viridiplantae, Streptophyta, Magnoliopsida, Lamiales, Lamiaceae. Gene Ontology annotation, cellular component: peroxisome; peroxisomal membrane.
CAAAAAUUGAGAAACCGGGUGAAACAUAAGCUAAAAAAAAUAGGCGACGGCCACUUAAUCACCGCCGUUUAUUCCUUGGAGUAGAUAUUUUCCGUUGUGUAAAGUUGGAGAAAACAAGAAAUGGCUGACCACUCCGACGAUUUAGACGAACUUCUUGACACCGCUUUGGAUGAUUUUCAGAGCCUUAAUCUCGCAUCUUCUGCUCAAAGAUGUGUAGAUGAUGGAGGGAACAAGGUAGAGGGUUGUACAUUGACUAGUGGGAAUGUUCAAGGGUUAGGAAUGGGGUUGCCUGAUUUGAAGACCAAGAAAAAGGGUAAACAAAAGGUACCACUACCACCGACAAAGCAAGAAUCACACAUCACGGAUGCACUUGAUCAGUUGAGGGAGCAAACUAGGGAGGCGGUGAAAGGCUUGGAAUCGGUGUCUGGGCCUCGGCCCCCGUUGGCUGGAGAUGGCUUUGGUGCAGACCCAAUGAUGGAGGAUUGGGUCAAGCAGUUUGAGGAGCUUGCAGGCACACAGGAUAUGGAGUCAAUUGUAGAAACCAUGAUGCAACAGCUCCUAUCCAAGGAAAUCCUUUACGAACCUAUGAAAGAAAUUGGUGAACGCUACCCAACAUGGUUGGAAAAGAAUAAAUCUGAACUGACACAUGAAGAGUACACCCGAUAUUCGAAUCAAUACCAGUUUAUUAAAGAUCUGAAUCAAGUGUAUGAAGCCGAGCCUGAAAACUUCAACAAGAUUGUUGAGCUUAUGCAGAAAAUGCAAGACUGUGGUCAACCACCCAAUGAUAUCGUGCAAGAGCUUGCCCCAGACUUUGAUCUAUCGAAUCUCGGACAAUUGUCGCCAGAAAUGUUCGAGUCUCAACAGAAUUGCCGUAUCAUGUGAGAGAAGAUACAAGUGUUGAGAAGUUGAAAAUUAUGAAAUAUAGGCAUGUCCUCAGAUUAAUGUUCUUUUACAUUAGUUUUCAGCUAUGUUUGAAUAUUUUCAGCAUACUGAGUUACCGGAGAGGAUCACGAGCUACUCAUGGUUUUUCAUUGCGAGAAAGGUAUAUUGUCCGAGCAAGAAAAUGGUGCUGCCUUAAAUAUAUUAAAAAGCGAAAGGGUUAUUGCUA